GGGUGUUGUCCGGUCUUCGACGCUAAAGUUUGUAAUGAUCAAACAUAAUUUCGUUAAUAUUUGACCGUUGCUAUAGCUUUUUGUUUCAAUAAAUCCACAAGAACGAAUAUGAAAUUAUGAUGCGGGUUCCUGUGUUUUAUUUCAUUACUUUGCUUUACUGCUACGUUGAGUAUACCAAAGCAGAUUCUGCAAAAUACUACUACGACUAUGAAUGUAAUGAACCUUUAGUUGAGACUGCUAAACUGACUGCUACAUCAAGCUUGAGAGACAGAGGGCCAGAUAAUGCCAAGUUGUAUGGGUCGGCAGCAUGGACGUCACAGGAGAGUUCCUACUACCAGCACCUAACGAUUAACCUCCAAAAACGUAAAGAGUUGCGCGCCAUCGCCACUAGGGGGCGCUUCGCGACUCACGAGUACGUCACAGAGUAUAUGGUGCAGUACUCCGACGAUGGGGAGGGCUGGCGAACGGUGUCGGGAGCGGACGGCUAUAUGCAGAUGUUCGAAGGAAACCACGAUGGGAACACGAUAGUGAAGAACGAAUUCGAAGUACCGAUUAUUGCUCAGUUCAUCCGUAUAAACCCCAUGAGAUGGCGCGAUAAGAUAUCUAUGAGAGUCGAAAUAUAUGGCUGUGAUUAUGUUGCGGACACGAUGUAUUUCAACGGAUCGUCGCUCAUCAAGAUGGAUCUACUUCGCGAUCCGAUAUCGGCGUCGCGCGAAGUGAUGCGCUUCCGAUUCAAGACGAGCGUCGCGUCGGGCGCUCUCAUGUACUCACGUGGGACGCAGACCGACUACAUAGCGUUGCAGCUGCGUGACAAUCGGCUCGUGCUAAAUAUCGACUUAGGUUCUGGAGUAUCCACAUCUCUGUCAGUAGGCAGUCUACUAGACGACAACAUUUGGCACGACGUGGUGAUAUCUCGUAAUCGUCGCGACUUGAUCUUCUCUGUUGAUAGAGUCGUGGUACGAGGACGGAUCAAGGGAGAGUUCUCAAGAUUGAACUUAAAUAGAGCAUUCUACAUUGGCGGUGUUCCGAAUUCCCAAGAAGGAUUAGUAGUGUCUCAAAACUUCACAGGUUGCAUAGAAAACUUGUACUUAAACGCGACGAAUGUUAUACAAGACUUGAAGCAAGGAUACGAGUCUGGAGAGCCUUUUAAGUUCCAGAAAGUGAACACACUUUACGCGUGUCCUGAACCGCCUGUAGUGCCAGUGACUUUCCUCAAAGAAGGUUCAUACGCCAAGCUGCGCGGUUACUCCGGCUCGAACACUCUGAAUGCCUCAUUUGAGUUCCGAACAUAUGAGCUUCAUGGUCUACUACUGUACCAUAAGUUCAAAACUGAUGGUUAUGUUAAGGUGUUCCUAGAGGAAGGUAAAGUGAAAGUGGAGUUGUUCACAGAAGGUUCGCCUAAGGUGAAACUAGAUAACUACGCCGACACGUUCAACGACGGUCGCUGGCACUCCCUACUGCUGACAAUGGCCACAGAUAGUCUGACUCUAGCGGUCGACUACAGACCGGUGAAGACAACUAAACGAUUGAGGUUUAUGACUGGAAGCUCUUAUUAUAUUGCCGGAGGAAAAGCCCCGCCCCGUGGUUUCGUUGGUUGUAUGCGUAAGAUCGCCGUCGACGGUAACUACCGCCUGCCGACCGACUGGAGUAACGACGAGUAUUGCUGCCCCAAUGAGGUCGUGUUCGACGCCUGCCAUAUGAUAGACCGUUGCAACCCCAAUCCGUGCGAGCACGGUGGCGUGUGUACGCAGACCGCGCGCGAGUUCACGUGCGAGUGCGAGCACACCGGCUACGCGGGCGCCGUGUGUCAUGCGCCGGUCCACCCACUGUCGUGUCAGGCGUACGCAAACGUUGGUGCUCUGUCGCGGUCCUCCGAGGUGCACAUCGAUGUCGACGGUUCCGGACCCCUGCCAGCUUUCCCUGUUACAUGCCAUUUCUAUGCCGACGGUCGUGUAGUGACAGCGGUAAAGCCGGCCGUAGAGCGCGGUAUAGUUGACGGGUAUCAAGAGCCCGGCAGCUUCCGACAAGACAUAACGUACGACGCGUCGCGGGCGCAGCUUGAGGCGCUACUCAACAGAUCCGCGAGUUGCUCGCAGCGGCUUGAUUACCAUUGUCGACACUCUAGACUGCUUAAUUCGCCGAGCGAGGAGGCGACGUUCCGGCCGUUCGCGUGGUGGGUGUCGCGCGCGGGGCAGCGCAUGGCGCACUGGGCGGGCGCGCCGGCGGGCAGCCGCAUGUGCGCGUGUGGCGUGCUCGGCUCCUGCGUCGACCCCACUAAGUGGUGCAACUGCGACGCCGAGCUGAGCCUGCUCAAUGUUGCUGACGAUUUAAAAAUGGACGGCGGAGACAUCACCGAGAAAGAGUAUUUGCCCGUCAAGCAGCUGAGAUUCGGAGACACCGGCAACCAUCUAGAUGAGAAGGAAGGACGUUUCACGCUUGGACCGCUAUUGUGCGAUGGAGAUGACUUGUUCAACAAUGCAAUAACAUUCCGCAUUUCGGAUUCGAUGAUCACGCUGCCGACUUUCGACCUGGGCCACAGUGGCGACAUCUACUUUGAAUUCAGGACUACUAAAGAGAAUGCUGUGCUGUUACAUUCAAAGGGUCCGACAGACUACCUGAAGUUGGCUUUGAUAGGCGGAGACCAGCUGCAGCUGCAACUUCAGGCGGGUGACACUCCGCUGGGAGUAUCCGUCGAGACCAGCUCUCGACUCGCCGACGACAGAUGGCAUUCUGUUUAUAUUGAACGAAAUAGGAAAGAAGCUCGCCUCAUAGUAGACGGUGCGCUGAAAAACGAGAUCCGCACAGCCAAGGAGCCGGCGCGUGCGUUACAACUUACAACAGCGUUGGCGUUGGGCGCGGCCCUUGAUCGUUCUGACGGCUUUGUAGGUUGCAUCCGCGCGCUGCUGCUUAAUGGACGACCGGUGGACCUGCGAGACUUGGCGAGACGAGGUAUAUACGGUGUGGCGGAGGGGUGCGUGGGCAAGUGCGGGUCGUCGCCGUGCCUCAACAACGGCACGUGUCUCGAGGGCUACGACUCAUAUAAUUGCGACUGUCGCUGGACCGCCUUCAAGGGACCGAUAUGCGCUGAUGAAAUCGGUGUGAAUCUCCGACCCAACUCCAUGGUGAAGUACGAUUUCCUUGGUUCCUGGCGGUCGACGAUCAACGAGAAGAUCCGCGUGGGUUUCACCACCACCAACCCCAAGGGUUUCCUGCUCGGUUUCUACUCAAACAUCAGCGGGGAAUAUCUCACCAUGAUGGUUUCCAAUAACGGUCACUUCCGUGUGGUGUUCGACUUCGGUUUCGAGCGUCAGGAGAUAAUAUUCCAGGGGAAACACUUCGGGCUCGGCCAGUACCACGACGUGCGACUGUCGCGCAAGAACAGCGGUGCCACUAUGGUGCUACAGGUGGACAACUACGAGACGCAGGAAUACCACUUCAACAUCCGCGAGUCGGCGGACGCUCAGUUCAACAACAUACAAUACAUGUACGUCGGCCGCAACGAGAGUAUGAACGAGGGCUUCGUCGGCUGCGUCAGUCGGGUCGAGUUCGACGAUAUAUACCCGCUGAAGCUGCUGUUCCAGCAGGACCCGCCGCCUAAUGUGCGCUCCUUGGGAGGUGUCCUACACGAGGACUUCUGCGGCGUGGAGCCUGUGACGCACCCGCCCGAGCCGGUGGAGACGCGCCCGCCGCCGCCCACCGACCUCGCCGACGACCUGCAGCUCCACCGCACCGACGAGGCCAUACUAGCCACUGUACUGGCGUUGAUCUUCCUGCUGCUAAUCAUCGUCGCUGUGGUGUUGGUGCGCGCGCUGUCACGACACAAGGGAGAAUAUCUCACACAGGAGGAGCGCGGCGCAGAGGGCGCGGCGGGUGCGGACCAAGCCGCGCUCGCGGCUGCCACCGGCGCGCGCGUCACUAAGCGCAGGGAGUUCUUCAUAUAACACGACACAUUAAAAACAUACACGCACACUAACGCAGAAUUUACUUUACAGUUUUACAGUGAACACAUUGUUCGAAUGAAAAUAUUUAAGUCCCUUUUAUAUUAUACGAUACGAUAUCGCUUACAGCGCGUAAUAAUGUAGGAGCAAAUUUUACAUUGAUAAGUUCCGAAUUCCGACAUGUAUCGCCGAUAUUAUGUCUUGUAAUAACGUAGGUGUGUCUUACAUUACAUACGCGCAAUAAUAGAUAUCGUCUCGCGUAUUGUAAAAGGAGCUUCAGAAUCUCAUUCUAAUCGAAAUAGCCAGUGUUUAAAUAUUAUGAUAAUCCUGUAUCCUGCUUCUUAUAUUAAACAGAUCAAGGCAGCUACAUUACAACUUAACUAUGAUAUGCCAAAAACAUAGCUCAAUCAGCUUAAGUUGGCCAUAUUAUGUACCUUAGAGGGUUAACUUCUGAAAAAAAUGAAAAAAAAAAAAACAACUGCGCUCAAAAGUAGCCAAAUUCACAAUAACAUAAUACGUGGUAUGUUUUCCAUUUCUGCUAAGCACAAAUUACUUAUUAGGAAAAAAAAUGUUGACUUCAUAUUUUUCAUAAUCGAAAGAAUUUUAUUUUAAAAAGAUUCAUAAAAUUUUUCAUAUUAACUAGCGUAUACAUUUGUAUAGUCCCACCUUAGGAUAUUGAUUGCAACAAUCUAAUUUUUCGAUUUUUUUUUCUUUUUCCGUAACAGAGUUAAGAUGAACUACUUAAAUACAUGUGCUUAUAUUAAUUAUUAUUUUAGAUGAGAUGAAUUCUUAUAUUAUAUCUAGAGAUGCCACGAAUAGUAGCCGAAUAUUCUUGGCAUCUAAAUUUAUAUCUAUAUUAUGUUAGCAACAUUCCAGUAGUUGGAAACAAUAACAUGUCAACAAGUUUUGCUUAUUCUCCAAUUAAUUUUUUAAAAAUCAAAAUGUUUUCAAAAAUAUUUUUUGUUUAAAGUACUUUUCUUAAUAAUAUAUUAAUAUUGUUUUUAUGUAAGAUAAUAGAAUUCUAAGCGCACUUACGCACUUUGGCAACUUCUUUAGUAGAGUACUAUAAUUAGAGUACUAUAAUUAGGAUUUAUUUAACACAAACGAUUUGUAUAUCCUACUAUUUGAUAUUAUAUUUUAUUGUAUGGUUUUGAUGACUUUAUCGACGUACAGUAUUCGGCUCACUAAGAAUGCACAUUCAUGUUUAAAAGACCAGUUAACGGGGCUGCGGUAAAUAAGAAAAAGUCAAAUUACUUUAUAUGACUACUUUAUAUAAUAUGCAUUUGCAGUGUUUCAUGUAAAACAUGACAGAAAAUAUACAACUACGAAUAUAAUAUAAAAUAUCAUUAUUUCUAUGUUGAUGUGCAGACUUUCAGUCGUAUACUGUGCUAUAAUAUUAUAAUGUAAUAUAAUCCGUGACUUUACAAAUUAGGUUUAGUUAGGUUAGUACAGUCAUAGACAGAAUAUUUAUAAGACAAUGGUUUAUUUCGAUUAUUUUAUGUUUUUUCCGUCCAAAAGAACCUUAACAUAGUUGCUUUAAGACAUGUAAUAGUUUGUAUUUUUUUUUAAUAUUUUAUUUUAUUUGAUAAUGAAAUUAUGAUGUACUGAUUUUUUUUAUAUUUUACUCAAAUGAUACAUUUUAUUUGGCCAUAUAUUGUCUACUUAUCUAAAAGCCAGUAUUUUUAUUUGUGCCAAUGUAUUCGAUGAUCGAUCAUACAAUACAGCAGCGGUGUAACGUGCUUAAAAUAGUUUUCACGAGACUGUACUUUAGAUCUCACCUCUACAAACUAAUAUGAUGCCAAAUCGAUAUUUUAAUAUCCCGUCAUAUUGAAGAAACAAAGAGAACAUUAUUGUUGUAGAUUAAUAUUUUUCUAAAGUUGAGGUUCACAUUAAACACACGUCUCCCACAAUCUUGUACAAGAAUCUCAGAAAUAAUAACUUUUUGAUAACUCAAGUUUCUUUGAUGUGUAGAAAACUAGUGGUCUGAUACGUAUAAUACCUGUAACGCAAAAAGGUGAUCAAGUAAUUGUUUGGAUCCAUAACAAUGGUUUACUUAAUUAUUGAGUACUUAUAAUUUCUAUCGAGUAAUAAUUACUUGGUCAAAACAAUAAACAGCUACUAGAUUACAUUAACAUUGACAUACAUAAGGGCGCUUUUCCCGCGCGCGGAUUUGGUCCGCAUGCGGGUAACAACAUGCUCCUGGCCGCAUGAAAUGAUAGGAUGCGAGCAACUUUCACGCGGACCUGAUCCGCGCGCAGGCGAUGACACGCAUGACAGGAAAAGGGCCCUAA
Molecule: messenger RNA, 6229 nt
Organism: Aricia agestis (brown argus)
Lineage: Eukaryota; Metazoa; Arthropoda; Insecta; Lepidoptera; Lycaenidae
Gene: Nrx-IV
Product: neurexin-4
Exons: 25
Coding region: 117-3941 (1274 amino acids)
Source: RefSeq, a predicted model, not a curated record